GACAGCGCAAGCUCUACAGCUUCAGUGACAGCUAGCAUCCUCGAGUACCGAACCAUCCAGGGCCGAACCUUUCACAGCGACCGCCAUUCCACCGAAUACUUUACUCCCAAUGACGACCAACAGCUCCAAUCACAGGACAUCACCCACCACUACCUCACCGUCCUCCUCGGCGACAAGCUAUUCCUUGCACCCAUUGCUGGUGGUGAUGUCAAGAAAGUCCUCGAUGUCGGUACCGGCUCUGGUAUCUGGGCCAUCGACUUUGCCGACCAGUACCCCCAGGCUGAAGUGAUCGGCUCCGACCUCUCCCCCUGCCAGCCAUCAUGGGUGCCCCCCAACGUCCAGUUCGAGGUUGACGAUGCCACCCAGCCUUGGACGUGGAAGGACAACGAAUUUGACUUCAUCCACAUCCGCUACCUGUUUGGCGCCAUUGCCGACUGGAACGCUAUCUUCCAGCAGGCCUGCCGCUGCUGUGCCCCCGGCGGCUGGGUUCAAUCCUGUGAGGCCGAUGUGCACUUCUUCUGCGAUGACGACACGGCCGACGACCCUCAAGUUGCGCCUUACCUUAAGACGUGGGCCAAGCUGUACGAGGCCGGCGGAGCUGAGAUGAAGAAACCAUUCUUUGUGCAGCAGGAAAAUUUGCAGGAGAAGGGCAUUGAGGCAGCUGGUUUUACCGACAUGAAGGUUGUCAACUACAAGGUGGGACAUGCACUUUAUGAUCUCAAUCUCCUUCCUGUCGGCGGAUGGCCCAAGGACCCCAAGCUCGCUGAGGUCGGUCGUUUCGUGAAGCUGACCAUGGAGAACGACAUCGAAGGAUACACGCUCUUUAUGUGGCACAAUGUGCUCAAGUGGCCAAAAGACGAAUACCAGAUCUUUCUUAUGGGCAUGCGCAAGAUUCUAGCCAACCGCAAGGUCCACGCCUACAUGAUGGUUCGCUAUGUGUAUGCCCGGAAGCCCGAGGCUUAG
This is a messenger RNA of Fusarium vanettenii 77-13-4, 963 nucleotides long. RefSeq lists its product as uncharacterized. The annotation marks the transcript as partial. The transcript has 4 exons. The record is from RefSeq and is a predicted model, not a curated record. Gene Ontology annotation, molecular function: methyltransferase activity. Lineage: Eukaryota; Fungi; Ascomycota; Sordariomycetes; Hypocreales; Nectriaceae.